Molecule: messenger RNA, 2436 nt
Organism: Micropterus dolomieu (smallmouth bass)
Lineage: Eukaryota; Metazoa; Chordata; Actinopteri; Centrarchiformes; Centrarchidae
Gene: sult2st3
Product: sulfotransferase family 2, cytosolic sulfotransferase 3
Exons: 6
Coding region: 604-1470 (288 amino acids)
Biological process (GO): sulfation
Cellular component (GO): cytoplasm
Molecular function (GO): sulfotransferase activity
Source: RefSeq, a predicted model, not a curated record
GUUCAAGUUUAAAAGAUCUAGCACAAGUUAUAACAGCCUACAUAUAUAUACUGUAGUUUCCAUCCCGUCGGCUCUGAACAGGAAGUAGUAUUGUGCUACCUUCAGGUCACUGUCGAAAAGUUAGUUUUAUAUAGACCCAUUCGUCUUGUUUGUGAGUUGAUUUUGUUGCGAAUAUAAUAACGAAACGGACGCUGUAGCCUACUUCUAUUUACCUUUUUAUACAGUCUAUGCUAUUCACUGAAUAGACGCGGCAAAGUUUCAGUAGCAAAUUACAUGAAGUAAUUGUGUUAGCCCCCGCGACCAUGUAUGCAGGAUAAGCGGUUGACGAUGGAUGGAUGGAUGAAUUGUUAGCAUAUAAAAGCAAAUCGUUGGAAACCUCGCGAGAAUCACGCAAAUCAAUAAUACAAACAAUAAUACGUGAGAUGAUUAAGGAAGCAUAAGAUUUGGGCUCAUAAAGUUUCUGUAUCUUGUUUGGUCUUGUUUUAGUCUUUCACGCCUCGGUUUCUGUUUGUCCUACAUGUUUCCUACAUGUUUUAAUGCAGCACCAGUACUGCCACCUUUGUCAGUGAUUUACAAACACUUUGCUUUAACCAUCGCAACAUAAUGUCUUCUAAAGAGAUGUAUCUGCUGCAUCAUGGACUAAAGCUACCCAAAGAGACUCACGACUUAGAGAGCUUGAAGUUUGCGCAGGAAUUCACGUUUAAAAACGAGGACGUCGUGGCUGUCACUUACCCGAAGUCAGGUACAAUCUGGAUGCAGGAGAUUCUCCCACUGGUGCUGAAUGGGGGGGAUCUGACUCUGAUCCAUACUGUUCCUAACUGGGACAGGGCCCCCUGGCUGGAGGAGAAAAGAUUAGCAGAGGUUGUUGAUCAGUUGAAAUCUCCACGGGCACUGGUCUCACAUUUUCCUUACCACCUCAUGCCACCCUCCUUCCACACAUCCAAAGCCAAGGUGAUCUAUGUUAUGAGGAACCCUAAGGACAUCAUAGUGUCUUCAUACUACUUCCACCAGAUGGCCGGAUUCCUCGAGGAUCCAGGAACCUUUGAUGAGUUCAUGGACAAAUUCCUGGAGGGCAGAGUGCUGUUUGGAAAAUGGACCGACCAUGUGAAGAGCUGGAGACACACAGAGCUGGGAGACAGAAUAAUGUACAUCACAUAUGAAGAAAUGUGUCAGGACCUUCCAGCAGCUCUCAGGCGUAUUUCAGAGUUCCUUGGCCGUCAUCUGAGUGAAGAAUCCAUUCAGAAGAUAGCAGAGCAUUGCUCCUUCAAGAACAUGAAAGCCAACAACAUGUCCAACUUCAGCCUGGUCCCUAAGAAAUACAUGGACCCUGACAAAUCUUCGUUCUUCAGGAAAGGUGUUGUGGGAGACUGGAAAAACCAUUUCAGCUCAGAGAGUCUGGCUAAAUUUACAUCGGUCCUUCGCAAAGAGCUGGGCAGUGAGAGCGUUUCUCUGCCUUGGAGCCUAGACUGACCAACACCGGAACAAAGACAGAGAGGGAAAGAGCUGUAGAAGUCAAAUCAAGGCCCAGACAUAUCAAGCAUUUCAAAAAUUGGUGCUAAUGUUUUAGUUUAAUAUUAGGCAAAUGACUAAUUGAGACUUACAUUUUUUAUAUAACAAACAACUUCUUUAAAGUUAUUGAUUGUAUUAAUAUUUUGUCACUUGAUCUGUCCAGGAGGUAGACAGCAUCUAUGAAAGUUCAUCCUCUGCAGAAAACACAUUCUGUUAAACUGCCAACAAGGAAAUGUUGCUACAACACCGAUCAUUUGGAUCCUUCACGACUGUAAUUGAGCUUAUUGCAGCUUUAUACUCCAGUACCAGAAAACAUUUUGUAGUUGUUCUGCUACUAAACGUGAUAAAUGACGCAAAUUGCUGGCUUCUUGCUAGCUUGCAUGUAAUUGUCUGUUAAGGCAUAAAAGCAGUGCAGUCCAUUUACAAUAUAAGUGUAUGGGAGGGACCAAACUACUUCCUCACAAAUCAAGUGACAAUUUGCAAUACAAACAUGGAGGAAAAACAACCCCUGAUGUCAUAUAAAACAGUGUGAUUACCUAAUUUCACAAUUAUUUUAACAGUUUCAAUCUACCUUUAUUACGGAGUGUAAAUUACCUUUAUUAUGGCCCAGCAUCUCAUAAGUAUUCUGUUAAAGUUAGGUUAUUAUUUGGCUCAUUAUUUUAGAUAUAAAGGUCGAAGCUUUCAUUUUGAAGACCUCUUGCCAGAAAAGGAAAAAUUGGUACGAUACAUCAUCAAGUGUGUCUGUUUACCAUUAACCGAAAUGAGCUGUCAUCCAGGCUGUGUGCGCGCAGUCACGGAGUAAAGCGCUGGUCGGGCACUUGUCACAGUCACAGAGCUGGACAGAUGCAAACAUUUAGAAAAUCAGGCAAAUAUCUUUUCAGUUCAAGGCUUUAUUGUUCUACUAAUACAACUGAAAUCUAGUGAGUG